This is a messenger RNA of Rosa rugosa (rugosa rose), 1288 nucleotides long. RefSeq names its product deacetoxyvindoline 4-hydroxylase-like. The coding region runs from base 200 to 1288 and encodes 362 amino acids. NCBI's taxonomy places the organism in Eukaryota, Viridiplantae, Streptophyta, Magnoliopsida, Rosales, Rosaceae. The record is from RefSeq and is a predicted model, not a curated record. The transcript has 3 exons.
CUUUGAUACAGAAAAGAAAGGCCCAUUGUCAACACGUUGAUUUGCAUGUCCAAAACAAGCUCUAUAAGAAGGUGAAGAGUCGGAGCUACUUUGCUCACCACCACGUAACUCGGUGCGGGUUUGAUAGAUAAGAAGUUCUUAUUUCUAAUUUUGCAUUUCCCAGUCAGUCGACCGAGUCAUUUAUCAAACUUCAGUAAAAAUGGUCCUGGGAAAAUCAAGCGACUCUGAUCGUCUGGAGCAGCUGAAGGCCUUCGACGAAUCCAAAGCUGGUGUCAAAGGGAUCGUCGAUGCCGGAAUCACCAAAGUCCCACCCAUUUUCGUCCGUCCAAAGAAAGAUCCCACCACCGCUCUCAACCAUAAGAUAUCUGGCCAUUUCAGUAUUCCAGUGGUUGAUCUGGCUGACAAUGAAGGAAGAUCUGCCGAGGUGAUCGACCAAGUCCGGAGGGCCGCAGAGAGCUACGGGUUGUUUCAGGUGGUGAACCAUGGGAUACCUGAGAGAGUGAUGGAGGAGAUGAUGGAGGCGACGCAUGGGUUUCACGAGCUUCCCAGGGAGGCCAAGGCUGAGUACUAUAGUAGGGAGCUUGCAAGGAACGUCAAGUACUUCUCUGGCAGUUCCCUCUAUAUGUUGAUGUUUGCUGAUUGGAGGGACACUUUGCAGUGUAACAUAAGUGACAAGCAGUUCGAUCCUCAAGAAAUUCCUCUCGUUUGCAGAGAUAUAAUUAUGGAGUAUUCCAAGCAUGCUCACAAAUUAGGUGUCAUUUUGUUUACAUUGCUAUCUGAGGCGCUUGGGCUCAAACCUGAUCACCUCAAAAACAUGGAUUGCGCAGAGGAGCAUGUGAUUCUUAAUCAUUACUAUCCCCCAUGCCCGGAACCUGAACUAGCUAUUGGUACUAUCGAACACGCAGAUCCCGAUUUUCUGACAAUCCUACUUCAAGACCAAAUUGGUGGACUCCAGGUUUUGUACCAAAAUCAGUGGAUUGAUGUUCCUCAUGUACCUGGAGCUCUGGUGGUGAACAUUGGAGAUUUCUUGCAGCUAAUGUCAAACAAUAAGUUCAUAAGCGUCAAUCACAGAGUAUUGGCUAAAAAGGAAGGUCCCAGAAUUUCUGUGGCAUGUUUUUUCAGACCAUCACUAGAAAACUCUUCAAGAUUGUAUGGGCCAAUCAAGGAGUUGACAUCAGAAGAAAAACCUCCAGUUUACCGAGAAACAACUAUGAAAGAUUAUACUCAGUGCCACUACAAACAAUGGGAAGCAAAUGAGGUAUCCGGGCUUGACAGCUUGAAGCUGUGA